Messenger RNA from Kluyveromyces marxianus DMKU3-1042, 1056 nucleotides. Its product is annotated as putative NADPH dehydrogenase C23G7.10c. Lineage: Eukaryota; Fungi; Ascomycota; Saccharomycetes; Saccharomycetales; Saccharomycetaceae. The record is from RefSeq and is a predicted model, not a curated record. The transcript has a single exon. The coding region runs from base 1 to 1056 and encodes 351 amino acids. Gene Ontology annotation, cellular component: intracellular anatomical structure. Gene Ontology annotation, molecular function: FMN binding; NADP binding; NADPH dehydrogenase activity.
AUGUGCACGUACUCGUCCGAGAAAUUCGAGGCAAACAAGUACCAUUUGGUGCAUUAUGGGUCGAUCUGCAGCAGUGGGCCUGGUUUUGUGAUUGUUGAGUCAUCUGCUAUAAAUCCGAUUGGUAGCUCAUCUGCCAAUGACUUGGGGCUAUUCACAGAGGAACAAGCUGAGACACACAGGGAGAACAUUGUGGACUGGGCACACCUCCAUAACAUCAAGAUCGGUGUGCAGUUGGGCCAUGCGGGACGUAAGGCGUCGAUGGUUUCGCCGUUGGACGGGCAUCUCGGGCUUUACCUGUCGCGCGAAGAUGGAGGGUGGUCGGACCAAUUGGUGGCUCCCUCUGCUGUGCCGUUUGAUGAGAAGAGCGGAGUGGUGCCCAGGGAGUUGAGUGUGGAGGAGAUUGAGGAGAUAAUCAAGCAGUACGGGGUGAGUGCCAAGCUUGCGGUGGAAAAAGCGGGCUACGAUUUCGUCGAGAUCCAUGCUGGUUAUGGAUACUUGCCAUGCCAGUUUUUCACUCCAACGGCAAACAAGCGGACCGACGACUACGGGGGUUCGUUCGAAAACCGGACAAGAUUCCUCUUGGAAAUUAUCGAUGAGGUAAGAGCCAACAUUCCAGAAACAGUACCCAUCUUUGUUAGAUUGUGUGCUGAUGAGAAUGUGGAGGAUGCAGAAAGCUGGAAGCUCGAGGAUACGUUGAAACUAGUGCCAGUGCUUGCCGAACACGGCGUCGAUGUUAUUGAUGUGUGUAGCGGUGGCCUAAACUCCAAGGAAUUCAAUUGGGGGAACCCAAGGUUCCUUCCUCCAAAGGAAAUCGCCCAUAAGAUCAAGCAAAAUUGCCCCAAAAAUCUUCUAGUUGCUUCAACUGGCGGUGUACAAGACGGCAAAUUAGCGAAUGAUCUAUUAGAAAAUGGUAUCAUCGACCUUUUGCUAAUCGGCAGAGUUUACUUAAAGAAUUCAGGUGUUGUAUGGGGAUUGGCAGAUGAUCUAGGCAUCCAAUUAGAACAAGCCAAACAAAAGGCUUGGAUCUUCGAUUCCGAAGGUCAUAUGAAGAAGUAA